UGAAGCUUCAUUCAGCUUCAUUUGCUUUGAAUAAAAGAAAAAAAAUACCCAAGAGCAGCCAUGGUUGUCUGGACUCCAGAAGAACUCAAGACCAUCACCGGCAUCUUCUCCAGCCUGGACUAUGAGGACAUCGGCCCCAAGGCUCUGUGCAGGUGUCUGAUCGUUUACCCCUGGACUCAGAGGUAUUUCGGUGGCUUCGGUAACCUCUACAAUGCUGCCGCCAUCAAGAGCAACCCCAACAUCGCAGCUCACGGAGUCAAGGUGCUCCAUGGUCUGGACCGCGCUGUGAAGAACAUGGACAACAUCAAGGGAACCUACGCUGAGCUGAGCACCCUGCACUCUGAGAAGCUGCACGUCGACCCCGACAACUUUAAUCUGCUGGCCGACUGUCUGACCAUCGUCAUCGCUAGCAAAAUGGGAGAAGACUUUACCCCAGAGACCCAGGCCACCUUCCAGAAGUUCCUGGCUGUGGUGGUGAAUGCUCUGGGAAAACAGUACUACUAAACGUACUGAAGCCUCCAACACCUGGAGAAGAUCCUCAACAUCUGACUCAGUGAUGUGUCGCUCAUCUCUUCCAUGGACAAAAUAAAAAAAAAAAAAAAAAAAAUGUAUACUAUUUUUAUUGAGUUUGGUUCUUCUGGGUCAGAACAGAAAUACUAACUAACUAUAGAACUACUCAGCUAACCCACUACAAGCUAGGAAACUAGCUAGCUAGGUAGCUUGAUAACAGACUUAUUAUUUUAAAAAUAUAAACAGCAGAAACACAUUUAUGCACAAAAAAAUUUGUUCAGGUUUUUGAAUUUUUUUAAAACUUUAAUACAUUUUAUUUUACAUUUGAACUUUUUAAAUGGGUUUCUGCGGUUUAUAUUUUUAAAUAGUAAGUAGUUUAUCAAGCUAGAUAGUUUGCCAGCUUGUAGUUGGUUAGCUAGUUAGUUUUUUAAUUAGUUAGUUAGUUAUUAAGUAUUUCUGUGUAAUAUCUUCCCACAUUGGAUUUUAAUAUUCCCUUUCUUCUUUCUUUUUUUACAAGAAAGGUUAAUCUUUCAAUAAUUAUUUCAUAAUACCUGCAGUACAUGAGCGCACAACAUUAACAUUAAAUGCUAUAGUUUUACAGUGUGUCUUUAUAAAGGGUUUUAUUGCCCUGGUAACAACUUUUAACAAAAACGUUUGAGUCUUAAUGUAUUAAUGUGACUAAAAACAAAAAUAAAAACAUUUCAUUUUUUAUACAAAAUUA
Molecule: messenger RNA, 1231 nt
Organism: Solea solea (common sole)
Lineage: Eukaryota; Metazoa; Chordata; Actinopteri; Pleuronectiformes; Soleidae
Product: hemoglobin subunit beta-1-like
Exons: 3
Coding region: 61-504 (147 amino acids)
Biological process (GO): hydrogen peroxide catabolic process; oxygen transport
Cellular component (GO): hemoglobin complex; blood microparticle; haptoglobin-hemoglobin complex
Molecular function (GO): organic acid binding; oxygen binding; haptoglobin binding
Source: RefSeq, a predicted model, not a curated record